AUGGAUCAUAUUCCCCGUCUAUCAGAGGUCCUGUAUGUUGGUCUGUGUCAUGAGAUAGGGACACCGACAGAAGUGGCCAUCAGAAGGGACGUUUUGGACAUGGAGGGCAUGAUAAAGAAACCUAUUCAUAUGUAUAGAGGAUUCGUAUGGAUGUUUAGUGGUAGUUAUAGAGAAGGAUUUCGGUUUGGAUCAUCUGACAGGGAUACAAUGUGCUGGACUUACAACCAUAAACUAAUAACUGACAUCUCUCAGUGCUGGGUUUAUAAUCCAUCAAAACACGAUAUUAUAUUAAUGGAAGAUUCUGGGACACCACCAGGGUUUGUAAGACUAUGCCUUCUGACAUCCCCGAGAGACGAUUUCACAAUAUCAAGUCUCGUACCCUUUAAUGGUGGAGCUUACAUAUCUAGUUCUUUGUGGAGAGAAACAUAUUUUCAAUCCCUAGCGAACGACAGACGUAAUCCAAACAGGAACAUCACCAUCCAUGGUCCUUGUACGAAUAGUUUCUAUGAAUCUAUUGAAAUAGAUCAGGCUGUUUGUUUUGCCACUAAAUGUUGGCCUAAUCUAAUAAGAGGUUGGGUUGACAGAUGUCAGAGACAUAUUUGGCCGUCUAUGCCUGUGUUGGAAACAAUUCUAAGUAAAGGUUGUCACUGUGUACCUAUUGGAAGCAAAAUAUCGCCUUUUAACCAAUUAGAAUGGAGAUUAUCAUUUUCUCAAGCCGAACAACAACUAGUGUGUGCCAUGAAUCAUACACAAUUUCUAUGUUAUGGACUUCUGAAAAUAUUUCUGAAGGAAGUUAUCAAUUACAGGAAGGAACCAUUAUUGUGUUCAUAUUACAUGAAGACCACGACGUUCUGGAUAAUACAACUGGGACACGUUAUAUGGUGCCCGAACAAUUUACUGGAUUGCUUCUGGAUAUGUUUUAAAUAUCUCAUUCAUUGUGUUUAUCGUGGAGUGUUUCCCAAUUUUUUUAUUGCCCAGAACAACAUGUUCAUUAACAAAGUAGUCGGUAUUGGACGUGAAUCUCUUUUACAGCAGCUUUAUCAGUAUUACAGAAUGGGUGUGUCCUGUCUACUGCUUAGUCCGACUCUCAGAUCAAUCCUUGAACCAGCCCUCAGUAGCCCGUCCUUUGUAUUAUCCUCCGCUGAGGGAGAAUUUAUCGAUAAUACGGAUGUUGAUAUGAGUGCUAUGCUAGAAAUAUUUCAGGAAUCGUUUCCUGCUGAAAAUAUAUCUGUUUUUUAUCUGUACUUAAAAUCAUUUAGUACACUUUCAUGGAUAUCACUGUCAUCAUACCAGUCUUUAACGUUACAAUUUUGUACUGCUCAGACUCUUGUUCAAUUAGCUUUCACAAUAGCAAACAGUACUCCAUGUUAUACAUAUAAAAAUUUCUACGUUUUAGAUAGAAUUAUUUGUAACAUGUUGAAACUGGCAUUAAGACUAGGUCCUGUCUCUUAUUUACUUUAUCUUGCAUUGUAUUAUUACAGAACAGGGAGAUAUGAGAAAACACUACAUAUCACUUACCUCACUAAACAAAGAUUAUCGCAAGACUUUAAUAUGUACGUUACUGUUGACAGGCAGAGGUACAAUGAAACUGUAGGUAGUCUCUCUUUGUCUAGGAGGAUGACGAGAGCUUGGAUGAUUAAUGUGCGAUUAUUGGAAAAUAUCCUAUGUAUUGAAGAAUUAUGUUUAGAACAAAAAGCGAGUCAACAAAAUGGAGAGCCAAUGUUACAUUUAUCACCAUUUCUUGUAGUAGAAAUGUUGUCUGUGUUAACUCACUAUAGACAAGGUAGCAGAUCUCAGUGUUUACAGUCACUGACAGACCUACAGACACUCGUGCUCUAUGAUGAUGGGACAUAUGUUCCUUUAAAAACUAGAGACAUAUCCUGGCAAGUACUAGGAAUCUGUCAGCAUGUUGUAGGAGACUUACAUGGUGCCUUACACUCUUACCAAGAAUCGCUUAGACAGAAACCAGUCAACAAAAUACAAGAAGCUACAUGUUUUAGAAUUGGAUGUGUCAAACAACAAUUACAGAGAAAUGAUUACAUGUAA
Molecule: messenger RNA, 2046 nt
Organism: Saccostrea echinata
Lineage: Eukaryota; Metazoa; Mollusca; Bivalvia; Ostreida; Ostreidae
Exons: 1
Coding region: 1-2046 (681 amino acids)
Source: RefSeq, a predicted model, not a curated record